UUUUUGGACAUUUAGGUUGUUUCCCAUUGUUUUGCUAAUAUCAACUACUGCCAACUUACUUUGUCGAUGAUUCUUUGCCCACUUCUGCAUUAAACUUCCUGAGGGUAAAUUUUAAAAAUGACAUACUGGUAUGAACUGGAUUCUGAAAGAUGAAUAGAUGAUCACCAGACAGACAAGAAAAGGGGGAGGGUAGGAAAGGGCAUUCUAGGUAGAGGCAAUAGAAGCAAUUUCCAGUGCCAAAGUUCAUAGGCAACUGGUAAGCUUCAUUUUCCCAAACCAGCCACAGGGCCUGCCUGGUAGGCUCAUAAAACUCUGGGCACAGCAAGAUGAAGUUACAUGUUACAAAUGGCAUUUUAAUUGGAUUUGCUUUCCUUGUGCCUUGCUUUUGCAGUUGCAAGCAAGGCAAUGUCUUACUACCUCAACUCAGAAAACCACCUGGACCCAGGGCCCAUCUAUGUGCGAGAGAAUGGGCAGCUGCACAUGGUCAAUCUGGCAUUGGAUGGCGUCAGGAGUAGCCUGCAGAAGCCAAGGCCUUUCAGACUGUUUCCCAAAGGCUUUUCUGUGGAGCUUUGCAUGAACAGGGAAGAUGAUACUGCACAGAAAGAGAAGACUGAUCAUUUCAUCUUCACAUACACUCGGGAAGGGAACCUUCGGUACUCGGCCAAAUCCCUCUUCAGCUUGGUCCUAGGCUUCAUCUCCGACAACGUUGAUCACAUUGAUUCCCUUAUUGGCUUUCCUGAGCAGAUUGCUGAAAAGCUGUUCUCUGCUGCUGAAGCCAGACAGAAAUUCACAGAGCCUGGUGCAGGGCUAAGAGCUUUACAGAAAUUCACAGAGGCCUAUGGAAGUCUGGUGCUUUGCUCCCUGUGUUUGAGAAACAGAUAUCUGGUGAUUUCAGAAAAACUUGAGGAGAUUAAGUCUUUCCGGGAGUUGACCUGCCUGGAUCUUUCCUGUUGCAAGCUUGGAGAUGAACAUGAACUCCUAGAACAUCUCACCAAUGAGGCCCUAUCUAGUGUAACUCAACUCCACUUGAAGGAUAAUUGUUUAUCUGAUGCCGGGGUACGGAAAAUGACAGCACCAGUUCGAGUGAUGAAAAGAGGCCUUGAAAAUCUAACAUUAUUAGAUUUAUCUUGUAACCCUGAGAUCACAGAUGCAGGAAUUGGAUACCUCUUUUCUUUUAGAAAACUAAACUGCUUAGAUAUCUCUGGGACAGGGCUCAAGCUGAAGCACAAGCUCCAGACCCACAUAGGCCUUGUCCACUCUAAAGUGCCUCUGAAGGAAUUUGAUCACAGUAACUGCAAGACCGAGGGCUGGGCUGACCAGAUUGUUCUGCAGUGGGAGCGUGUGACUUCGGAAGCUGUGAAGCCACGAGAUGCCUUGGAACCUCGAAAGGCAGCUCAGCACUUCUAUGGGAAGCGGGCUCAAACAGAAACCCCAGGGAAAUGUCCCCUGGCAGACACGCACAUGAACUCUUCUGAGAAACUCCAGUUCUAUAGAGAGAAAGCCCCAGACUGCCAUGGGCCAUUGUUGAAACUCGAAGCUGUCUCAAGCCAGGAGUCAAAGAAGAGCAAGAAGAGAGGUUUUGAGGAGCCAGAAAAGGAACAGAGUAACUCUUCACAGUCUUCAAAGCAGAAAUAUGUGUGCCUUUCUGUGGAAGACUGGGACUUGUUAAACUCCUAUUGAUUGGCAGAUAAAAGUUGACCUCCCCCCGCCCCAUCUCUAAUGUAUGAGGAAAGGGGCUAAUGUUUUCCUCUUUGUUUGAAUUUACCUAUGACAUUAGCAUAGCAAGCAGAUAUUUCUACUUUUGUGGUAGGGGAGGGGAAUGCUAUGGAAGUAUGUAAUAAUUUCUAAUGUAUAUUUUCAAUACAUAGUAAUUUUUUCAAAUAAACGUUUUUGCUCUCCUUAA
Messenger RNA from Myotis davidii, 1903 nucleotides. RefSeq names its product leucine rich repeat containing 42 (gene LRRC42). The coding region runs from base 406 to 1680 and encodes 424 amino acids. The record is from RefSeq and is a predicted model, not a curated record. Gene Ontology annotation, molecular function: protein binding. The transcript has 7 exons. NCBI's taxonomy places the organism in Eukaryota, Metazoa, Chordata, Mammalia, Chiroptera, Vespertilionidae.